CGCUAAGGAAGCGGUGCUAGUUGCGCUAGUUGUGAGAAAAGCAAUUAGGCAUAGAAUAAGAAUAAUAAAGAAGUAGAUAUCAAAAGUCAAUCUGUCGGAAAUCGGAAGCGUCUAUGAUUUCUGUCUUUGUCAUUUCUUUCCAUCUUUUCUCUUUCGUUUGGUGGUCUUGACAGAGGUUGUUGAAAAGCAGAAAAGCACGUUUUCAGUAUUCUCAGAAAAUAGGAAAUAAUAAUGGCCCCAAGGUACGAAAUCGCCGUGGGCCUCCAAAAGGGACAUAAGACUACAAAAAUUUCUGAAAAAUCCAAACUCAACAAAGUUCGCCCAGCAAGGCUGAAGGGAAUCCAAACUAAACACACAAAGUUUGUGAGGGAUAUUAUCCGUGAAGUGGUGGGUCAUGCUCCUUAUGAGAAGAGGGCUAUGGAAUUGUUAAAGGUGUCUAAGGAUAAGAGGGCCCUCAAGUUCUUGAAGCGUCGUCUGGGAACACACAUUCGCGCCAAGAGGAAGCGUGAAGAACUCUCAAACAUUCUCACCCAGAUGCGUAAACAAGCCACACAGCAUAAGUAAUGUGUUUAGUGUUCAAUAAAUCCUGACUACCUACAUUGAUCUUUUUGUUUUUCAUGUCAUAGGUACUUUGGUAGAUAUAACAUUCCUUAUUCAAAGUAUUUCAUGACUC
Molecule: messenger RNA, 673 nt
Organism: Phaedon cochleariae (mustard beetle)
Lineage: Eukaryota; Metazoa; Arthropoda; Insecta; Coleoptera; Chrysomelidae
Source: the annotation of a GenBank genome assembly